Molecule: messenger RNA, 1414 nt
Organism: Pelagomonas calceolata
Lineage: Eukaryota; Pelagophyceae; Pelagomonadales; Pelagomonadaceae
Source: the annotation of a GenBank genome assembly
AGCCGGGCAGCCUCCUCUCUGCAGCACAUCAUGAGGGCAGCCUCGCUCCUGCUGCUCACCGCGACGUACGCGCAGCAGCAGCGGAUAGCCAUCUACGUGCUCUCGACCGGCAAGUCGAAGCGGCUCAACGGCACGCACACCGAGCCGCUGCAUUGGCUCACCCAGCGCGCCCUGCCCGCGCUCGACACGUGGGCGAAGGGCUUCGACCGCGUCGUCUUCGUCGUGGAGAAGGGCUUCGAGGGCUCGGCGGCCGGCCGCGGCUGCCGCCCGGCGCGCGACGGCACGCUCGUGUGCCCGCGCCUGGCCGACGCGCACCUCCUCGCGGCCGACUGCACGGACGAGUACCGCGGGGCGGGGCCGUGCUGCAAGUGCGACGCGGCGUUCGCCCACGCGGCCGGCGCCGCGCGGCCGUGGGACUGGGUCGGCUUCGCGGACGACGACGUCUUCUUCGACCCCGUCGGCACCUGUGUGGAAAUCAACCAGUGCGUCGGGUGCACGGUGAGGAACCGGCACCGCCACGCUAUCGAGCAGGCGUCGCCUCCAUGGCGUGAACGCUCCGUAAAAUUUUGAUUUCCACACAGGUCGGCACGCGGCACGCGCUCUACAGCGCCGGCGACGUCGACGCGCCGGUCGCCGUCGUGCCGCAGGGCUCGCGGCGGCGCCCGCCGUUCCACGCGCCCGCGAGGUGCCGGACCGCGAUGCGCGCGAGCUACUGGGCGCAACCGGCGCUGCUGUCGCGGGGCGCCCUGGCCCGCGCGGCGGCGGCGUUCCGCGCCGGCGGCACGCAGAGCGAGUGCAGGCUCUUCGACGUGUCCCACGAGGGCGGCCUGGGCGUCCUGCUGUGGUCGCUCGGCGUCGAGUCGCUCGGGCUGCCGGAGCCCGACGCCUACCUGCGGGAUUCGCGGCGCCCCGUGUGGAAAUCAACCAGGGAGUCGACCAGUGCAGGGUGCCUGAAAUUUGAUUUGCUUUGCUUAGAGCUAGGCCGCCUAGCCACCCGGCCGCCGCGGGGCUGCGUGACCGAACGCCCGCCCCGCACCCGCCCACGUACGCCGUCGCCCCGAGUGUUGGCUCGGAGGCGACGACUGCGAGGAUUUCCACACAGACGGUACCUGCGGGGCCUCCCGGGCGCGCGGGAGUUCCGGCGCAUGCGCCUGCAGCGGCCGAAGCACAAACCGGUCGCCGUCCACCGCGUCGCCCGCGGCAACGACUACCCGACCGCGCACGCCGUCCGCGCCGCGCUAUCGUCGCCGGAGUACACGCGCAUCCCCGCGACCGCCACGGUGUUACGGGGCGCGAUCCCGCCGCGGGACGUGUCCCCGGGCGCGCCCUUCGCGCCGUUCCGGCCCGAGGACUGCGCCCCGCCGUCGCCGCUAUCGUGACGAAGUUGUAUCAGUUUCUAGUAGUCCUUACCCGC